GUGUAUGGAGAGGUUGUACUGAACCCCACUCCUACUCCAUUGUUCCUUCCUCUUCACGAGACCGUGGUGUGUGUGUCUCUCUCUCUUUCCAUAUCUAAAAAAGAGGCAAAAUCAGAAUUGAAGUACCUUCUCUUUCUGUACCAAUAAAAGCCUUCGAUCUUAGUGUGUCCGAACCAUUUAUCAGUCAGUUUGGCUACCAGAUCCCAAACUCUCCCUAUCUUUAUCUUGAUCUCAAAGUCCAUUUUGAUUUUUGAAAAUCUGUUAGGGAUUGGAUUUAUCAUCGGAUGGUUAUCGCUGUGUCUAUAAUUGGGUUUCAAAUUGUUCAAUGGCUUUAGCCAAUUGAGUGCACAUUUAUUAACCCACCAACCACAACUAGAUUUCACGCCUCGGAUUACUCUCAAUAUGAAGGUAUUGAUCUGAAGAAAAUUGAGACCCAUUUUAGAAGCUGGGAUUUCAGGUUUCCUUAUCUGUAGUUUACAUCAAGAUAUAGAAAAUUCAUACAGUGAAAUAUAUAUUGGAUGGUAGAUUCAAUAGGAGUGAAGUCUGGUCUGAGAAAAAUUGAGAGGAAUGUCAAUCAAAUCAUGAGCUUAAUGCCGCAUGAAUUGCAGCUACUUUAUCAGAAUUUGGUAUUUCGGAACAGGGGAGUGUGAAGUUGAAUUACAAUGGGUUGCAUUAACUCGAAAGGAGCUUCUGGAAACGAGUAUGCAGAGAAAAAUGCUAGAAAGAAUGAACCGAAAAGAUGUUCAAAACGUUUUGUUGCUUCCUCUAGAAGAGAGGAUGUUGUAGUGGAGGUUGAUAAUUGUGGCAAUGAUGUGACUGCGCGGCUUAUAUCAUUGGAGGAGCCCAGAGAAGAGAAUGUGGCCUCCACCCGGGCUGUGUGGGAUGAGGGGGAGAAGAAGGUCACGAUUGUUGACAAACCCGCAAAGCCUCAGAGUCAAAGAGGCGUGGGAACCGAUGUUGGGAUGACCAGAGGACAACCACAGAUAUCCAGAGUAUUGAGCACUGGCAAUGGAGUUGGAGGGGUAGAAGAAAAUGCUGGAUGGCCAUCUUGGCUGACUGCUGUGGCAGGGGAAGCUAUCAAAGGAUGGGUACCUCGAAAGGCAGAGUCAUUUGAGAAGUUGGAGAAGAUUGGACAAGGGACUUACAGUAUUGUGUACAAAGCCCGAGAUCUAGAAACUGGCAAAAUUGUUGCGUUAAAGAAGGUGCGAUUUAUUAAAAUGGAUCCAGAAAGUGUUCGUUUUAUGGCAAGGGAAAUCCUUAUUCUGCGUAGGCUUGAUCACCCAAAUGUCAUGAAGCUAGACGGUCUGGUGCCUUCAAGGGUUUCUGGCAAUUUAUACCUUGUAUUUGAAUACAUGGAGCAUGAUUUAGCUGGACUCGCCGCAUCAACAACAAUGAAAUUUACGGAAUCACAGAUCAAAUGUUACGUGCAACAGCUAUUUCGUGGACUUGAAUACUGCCACAGUCGUGGGGUCAUGCACCGUGACAUUAAAGGCUCUAAUCUUUUGAUUGACGACAAGGGGAAUCUCAAGAUUGGUGAUUUUGGGCUGGCAACCUUUUUCCAUUCAAACCAAAAGCAACCUCUAACAAGUCGUGUAGUAACAUUGUGGUAUCGACCUCCUGAGCUUUUGCUUGGUGCUACAAAUUAUGGAGUUGCAGUCGAUUUGUGGAGUGCUGGUUGUGUUCUUGCAGAACUGUUUGCAGGGAAGCCAAUCAUGCGUGGAAGAACAGAGGUGGAACAACUACAUAAAAUUUUCAAACUUUGUGGUUCACCAUCUGAAGAGUACUGGAAAAAGUCGAAAUUGCCACAUGCGACUAUCUUUAAACCUCAGCAUCCUUACAAGCGUUGCGUUGCUGAGACAUUCAAGGAAUUUCCUUCUUCGGCAUUAACACUUUUGGAUGUCCUCCUUGCAUUUGAACCCGAGGGCCGGGGAUCAGCUUCUUCUGCGCUUCAAAGUGAGUUUUUCACAACGAAGCCUCUUCCCUGUGAUCCGUCAAGUUUGCCCAAGUAUCCACCUAGCAAAGAGCUUGAUGCCAAACUUCGAGAUGAGGAUGCAAGAAGGCAAAGAGCAGCUGCUGGUAAAGGACGUGAACUUGAAUCUUCUCGAAAGGGUUCCAGAGGAUUCAAAGCAGUGCCUGUGCCAGAAGCUAAUGCUGAGUUACAGGAGUCCAUACAGAAGCGAAAAGAGCAGUCAAACCCUAAAAGCAAUAGUGAGAAAUACAAUCCUGAAGAAGAUAGCGGUUCUGGCUUUCCUAUUGAACCUUCUGGUGGAACAUCAAAAAAUAGUUUCUCCAGUUCUUGCCAAUCAAUUAAACCUGGUGCACUUCAAUCUGCAGUAUAUAUGAAUGUGAAUGAAGAUGAGGCCUUGAUGGGUUCUCAACGAGCAUUUGGUUCUUUGGGGGUAGGAACAGAGUGGAGGCCACAAGGAUCAUUCAAACCUCAGGGAGCAGAAGGCCAAUUGUCCAAGCUUUCCAAUUCAGCAACAUUUCGAGGUAGUUCACGGUCAGGUCUUAGCAGAGAGACAAAUGCCUAUCCACACUGGCCAGAGGAGCCCCUGAAUGCCAGAUAUAACCAGCUGGAUGGUGCGGAAUCAUCUGAAAAUCAUGAAUGGUCCCAUCAUUUACUGGAUAGACCAAAUUCUUCUCAUAAGAAUGAUGAACGGACAUCUGGAAAGGAGUCUACAAUGGUUUAUGCUCCCAAGAAGAAUCAGAUCCACUACUCAGGACCAUUGUUUCCUCUGGGUGGAAACAUCGAGGAGAUGCUCAAAGAACACGAGAAACGGGUGCAGCAUGCUGUCCGUAAAGCCCGUCACGACAAGACCAAGACCAAGAAAAAGUACCGCGACAAUGGACAAACUGAAUCGCUACUGCACCGUGGAAUAAAUGGCCAAUGACAUUGGAGAGGAAUUUCUGUGUCGCCUUCACUCAGAUUUCAUCAGCAAUCCCUGGGUUUCACCGCAACGAAUGUCUAUGUUUUGUAUAUGAGUUAUGCUAUAGAGUUAUGUCCUUCAAAAGGCUUUAGGUGAUGGGAAAAAUUGAGUGUUUUAGAAGUGAAUCAUGGCCAUUCACUUGAUAAUUGUCUGGUGGUGGCCUUUUAGAUUGACACUGGCUUAAUUUGGUUGUUGAAUGGGGGAGGGGGUGACUUACUGGAUAUAUGCUUGUACAGAUUAAAAACUGGUGUAGUCAAAUCAAUUUUACCCCAUUCAAUUCAAAGGCUGAGCCAUUGUUGCAAAUUUGAGUGAACAAGACGUGAAACUCCUAGACUUUUGUAUUAAUAGUGUCAGGUUUAUAUUAUUUCAAUAUAGAUUCGAUAUUGAUAUUAAAUUUCACCUUUUUUGUAA
Cornus florida is the source of this 3338-nucleotide messenger RNA. RefSeq names its product probable serine/threonine-protein kinase At1g09600. Gene Ontology annotation, molecular function: RNA polymerase II CTD heptapeptide repeat kinase activity; ATP binding; cyclin-dependent protein serine/threonine kinase activity. The record is from RefSeq and is a predicted model, not a curated record. Gene Ontology annotation, cellular component: nucleus; cyclin-dependent protein kinase holoenzyme complex. NCBI's taxonomy places the organism in Eukaryota, Viridiplantae, Streptophyta, Magnoliopsida, Cornales, Cornaceae. The coding region runs from base 663 to 2891 and encodes 742 amino acids. The transcript has 9 exons. Gene Ontology annotation, biological process: positive regulation of transcription elongation by RNA polymerase II; protein phosphorylation.